ACUCCAACUACAACAACCAGCAGCAGCAGCUGUCACACUUGCUUUAAGUUUAAGCCUGUUAUCCCAUGUUGUUGUUUAAACGUUCUCUCCAAGCCUUUGGAGAGGUUGAAGCUGCUGUGGUGCACUUCCUUGUCCUUCAUGACCACCAUUCAAGGCCAGUUGAAUAUGGUAAUUCACUUGCCCACACAGAUUAGAAAGAAGAAGCUUAGUGGGCAACAAAAGAGACAAGAGCUUGAAAAAGAGAUUUCUACGCUUAGCAAAAUGCUGGAUCAUGAACAGAAGGUGCAUGAAAUUUUGGAGCAAGUACAUAGUCAACAGGAUGUUUCCUCCCUGUGUAUCCCAAACUUCCUUCCUCCCAAGAUGAAAGAGCUACUAGCAGAGUUAGCAAUGGUUGAUGAUGAAAUAGCUCGACUUGAAAGCCAAAUCAGCCAGCUUCAAAAUGAUUUGAGUUGUGAAAAAGAAGCCAGUAAGGAAUCAAAAUGGAAACAAUUUCAGCAUGAAACUCUGAACAACCCCAAGGGAUACUCGUCGCUUCCACCAAAUCCGAGCCCCACAAACAAAGGAGUACUUAAUGGAAGAGUGGUUUAUGAGACCAAGGCAUUGCAUUUCAUAAGCAAAGCCAUAAAGGGUGAUUACUUCAGCAGUAACGAGCAAUUAAGAAACUCGACAGCACUCUCUAAUCAGAAGGAAAAUCAUUUCCAUGACGAGGUUGUGUGUCAAGACAAGGCUCCAAGAAGAAGUGGGAUGCUGAAACCACCCUCACCCCUGCGAGAGCCAAGAAAUCUAACCCCCAAGAGAGAACGAAAUGUAGAGAACCCCUCAGAGCUCCCACCGAGAGCUUUAGCUAGCCCAAUACAAUCAGAAGAAGAGAGCAUUCAUAAGUGGUCACCCAACAAGCUAUCUGAGAAUAUCAUGAAGUUCUUGAUCUUCGUUUAUGUCAGACUACUUCGGAAUUCAAGAGCUGUGGAGCUAGAGAAAACAGGUCCCACUUCCAGAACUGCAAAUAUUUCAUUAGGCUCAAGAAGCUUCAGGGUCGACACUGUCCCAAAACCAAAGGCAAGCCUUAAAUUACAGAAAGAAUCAAAGCAACAAGACCCCUAUGACAUCUUUGAAAUGGAAGAGUCUAUUCCAAGGGAUAUUGGCCCUUACAAGAACUUGGUGAGAUUCACAUCAAGCUCUUUGGACCCAAAAUACAUCUCGAAUCCAAGUUUUACUCCUUUAUUCCAAAGGUUAAGGGUCUUAAUGAACAGUCUCCAGAAGGUGGACUUGAGAUCAUUGACAACACAACAGAAACUAGCAUUCUGGAUCAAUAUAUACAAUGCUUGUAUAAUGCAUGGAUUUCUCCAAUACGGAGUGCCUUCUAGCCCGGAAAAACUGCUUACUUUGAUGAACAAGGCAACCCUCAACAUUGGUGGCAAUACAAUAAAUGCUCACACGAUUGAGCAUUUUAUUUUGAGAAAACCAGCAUCUGUACUCUUAAAAGAGAUUUUUCGGAAGGGUGGAAAGGAUGACACAGAAGCCAUUGUUCGCGAACUUUAUGGACUGGAUUCAUCAGAUCCCAAUGUCACAUUUGCCCUUUGCUGCGGGUCACAUUCUUCUCCAGCCGUAAAGAUAUACACAGGUGAUGGAGUUUCAGUUGAGUUGGAGAAAUCAAAGCUAGAAUACUUGCUAGCUUCAAUUGCGGUGACAAGCACAAAGAGGAUUGCACUCCCAGAGCUUCUGCUUCAAAACAUGCAUGACUUCGCACAAGAUGUGGACUCAUUACUUCAGUGGGUUUGCCACCAGUUACCUACAUCUGGUUCAUUGAGGAAAUCAAUGGUGGAUUGCUUUAGGGGCCUCAACAGAGGCAAGAUAUCUAGCAUUGUUGAUAAGAUACCAUAUGAGUUUGAGUUUCAAUAUUUGUUGCCAAUAUAAGAUACAAGGAGUUUGAGUUUCAAUCUCUCUCUGUCCCCAAUGUAAAUGUUCUAUAAUUUUUUAGUCAUAGAAUAUUUCUUGAUUUGGUGACAAAUGGCUAGAGAUCUGUAAAAGUUGAUGAAAUAAAUUUUCUACACUUUUUAACUAAAACAA
Cornus florida is the source of this 2067-nucleotide messenger RNA. RefSeq lists its product as uncharacterized. The transcript has 10 exons. The record is from RefSeq and is a predicted model, not a curated record. The coding region runs from base 139 to 1914 and encodes 591 amino acids. NCBI's taxonomy places the organism in Eukaryota, Viridiplantae, Streptophyta, Magnoliopsida, Cornales, Cornaceae.